UAUUGUUCUUCAAUGGCAAUUUUUAUCAAAAUUUAAUUUUUUUUGUCAUACAUAUUCCUGUUUGGAUUUUACUUAUUAUUAUAGAUUAGACUUAUUCACAAACAAUCUUUAUAUUUAUUAAAAUUAGUUGAAAAAUAAACCUGUAUUUACUCUAUGUGUAAACUAUAGGUACAGUUUUUGUGAAGAAUGAUUACAGUACACAAGUGUAUGAAUAGUAAACAAAGAAAUAUUUUGAAAUCUCUCGUGAUGUUAUGAAAUGAAAAAUAAUAAAAUUAAAAAAUAAUGUUAUUAUUACUUUAAUGAAUAUUAAUACUGUUAAUCUUCGUAGAUAAAUUGUUUAUAUUAGUAAACAAUUAACAAAAUGGCUUCUGGCAAAGGAAUAAUUAAUUUAAGAUUUAACCAAGAUCAAGGUUGUUUUACAUGUUGUAUGGAAUCAGGAUUGAGAAUAUAUAACGUUGAACCUUUAGUAGAAAAGGCUCAUUUUGAUCAUGAUGUUAUGGGGAGUAUAGCUAUUGGAGAAAUGUUAUGGAGGACUAAUAUAAUAGCAGUAGUUGGUGGUGGUACGAAGCCAAAAUUUGCUGACAACACAGUGUUGAUUUAUGAUGAUUUAUCUAAAAAGUUUGUGAUGGAAAUCACAUUCACUAGUCCUAUCAAAGCAGUUAGAUUUCGAAGAGACAAAUUAAUUGUCGCAUUACAAAGGGAAAUUCAUGUAUUUUCAUUUCCAUUUCCUACAAGAAGACUUUUAACUCUAGAAACGCGUGAUAACCCUAAAGGUUUAGUUGAAGUGGCAACAUUAGCUACUGCUCAUAAACAAUUGCUUGCCUUUCCUGGGCAUAAAUUAGGUAGCGUUCAACUUGUUGAUUUAGCAGCUACAGAAGCUGGUAGUUCUUCUGCUCCUGCUACACUUGCUGCACAUCAAGGAGCAUUAGCAUGUUUAGCUGUUAACUCGAAUGGAACUAUGGUGGCAACUGCAUCAGUACAAGGAACACUUGUCCGAGUAUGGGAUAGUAUAAGACGACAAUUAUUAGUUGAAUUGAGACGUGGAGCUGAUCCAGCCACUCUUUACUGUAUAACGUUCAGUAGAGAUUCAGAAUUUCUUUGUGUAUCUAGUGAUAAAGGCACUGUUCAUAUUUUUGCACUCAAAGAUACUCGACUUAAUCGUCGAUCAACAUUUUCAAAGAUGGGAUUUCUCGGUAAUUAUGUCGAAAGUCAAUGGGCUUUAGCUACAUUUACUGUUCCCCCAGAAUGUGCAUGUGUUUGUGCAUUUGGAUCUCGGAAUUCAGUCAUCGCUGUCUGUGUAGAUGGUACAUUUCAUAAAUACGUAUUUACAUCCGAAGGUAAUUGUAACCGAGAAGCAUUUGAUGUUUUUCUUGAUGUUUGUGAUGAUGAUGAAUAUUAGUAUAUAAGGAAAAAUAACAUCUAAUAACAAUUGAAAUACGUUUAUU
Chelonus insularis is the source of this 1445-nucleotide messenger RNA. RefSeq names its product WD repeat domain phosphoinositide-interacting protein 4-like. Bases 362 to 1399 code for a protein of 345 amino acids. Gene Ontology annotation, cellular component: cytosol; phagophore assembly site membrane; extrinsic component of membrane. The transcript is spliced from 7 exons. NCBI's taxonomy places the organism in Eukaryota, Metazoa, Arthropoda, Insecta, Hymenoptera, Braconidae. Gene Ontology annotation, molecular function: protein binding; phosphatidylinositol-3-phosphate binding; phosphatidylinositol-3,5-bisphosphate binding. Gene Ontology annotation, biological process: nucleophagy; autophagy of mitochondrion; protein localization to phagophore assembly site. The record is from RefSeq and is a predicted model, not a curated record.